This is a messenger RNA of Cuscuta europaea, 1978 nucleotides long. The record is from the annotation of a GenBank genome assembly. NCBI's taxonomy places the organism in Eukaryota, Viridiplantae, Streptophyta, Magnoliopsida, Solanales, Convolvulaceae.
UGGCCAUUACCACAAGGAGUGAUAAGACAACGGAGGAUCCAAAGAUGCCGGAAGAGGAGGAGAUCCCGGAAAAACAAAAAGAAGGUGAAAGUGAGGAGCAUAUGAUGCCACCAUCGAACAUGGCUAAUUAUGUUCCUCCCAUUCCAUAUCCUCAAAGGUUAAAGAAAAAGAAUGAUGGUGCUCAAUAUAGAAAAUUUCUUGAUAUUUUUACUAAAUUGAGCAUCAACAUUCCAUUUGCCGAAGCUAUAGCGGAAAUUCCAUCUUAUGCCAAAUUCUUGAAGGGCAUUCUCUCAAAUAAGAAAAAAUUGGCGGAAUUUGCUACCAUUGCCAUCACAGAGGAGUGUAGUGCUAUCCUACAAAACAAACUCCCUCAUAAAUUGAAGGACCCCGGAAGCUUCACGGUACCGUGUUCUAUCGGCAAAAUUGGAGAGGUAAGAUCCCUUUGUGAUCUUGGUACUAGUAUCAACCUCAUGCCCCAUUCUUUAUUUAAAAAGCUUGGUGUGGGGGGAAUGCAAUCUACUACAAUAGCUUUACAACUAGCGGAUAGAUCAAUCCGCUACCCUAUUGGAGUUAUGGAGGAUGUGCUUGUCAAAGUUGGAAAAUUCUAUUUCCCGGUAGAUUUUCUUGUUUUGGACAUGGAAGAGAUGGAGAUCCCCGUCAUCCUUGGGAGAUCAUUUUUGGCCACUUCCGCAGCCGUCAUUGAUGUACAAGCGGGGGGACGGUAAAGCUAAGAGUGGGAGGAGAUGAUGAAACAUUCCAUGUAUGGAAGACACAAUCCACUCCAACUCAAAACAUGAAGGACAACACAAACCGUUUCACACCUCCCAAGGCCAUAAACAUCAUGGACAUCAAGAAGGCACAAAUAUUUGGGCCCGAGGAUCCUCCAACACACUCCGAAGACGUACUCGAGAUCACACCAACGAACAACGAAGUUCUCCCGAAACUCUACCCGAUGAAAGGAGGCACAAUGAUCAAAUUCUACCGGAGAAAAGCAUCACAUCCACCACCUUAAAAGAGGUACAAAUGUUAUGAAGACAUCAUGGCCAGAAUAGGAAAGGAACAAUACUCAAUCAACCGAUAAAGUCAGAUGUUGCUGGUGGGAUUUCAGGAUGCAUACCUCUCAGUGGUUUAUCCAUAUCUGUUGAUUGGAUGAAUAAAAUCACGUCAUUCAAGUUUUUUUGGAUAGACGACUUCAUUAUCUACAACUUUGGUGAAGGAAUCAUGUCCAAAUUCGUAGCGGAACAUCUCCAAAAUCCCGGUACAAAAACCGACACUUUUUGAUCCAUUUCGGAGGAAGAGAAAUGUAGUAUAUUUUUGGGCGCAGCAACCGGCGCCGGUCGGUCUUGAACCGGCGCUGGUAGGAACGUUUUUUCUCGCACAAAUGAUCCUGUUUUCAACCGGGGCCGGUCAUCUGACCAACCGGCGCCGGUUGGGUCGAUUUUCAGCUAAAAAACAGCAUCGUGCAAGCUGAUUCUUGAUGGGAAAACCACAUCUUCCUCAAUGCUAAUCAAAUAUUGCUUCCAUACCUCAUUGUUGGGUUCGAAUAGACUAAAAGAUGUCAUUCUUUAGCCUAUAUAAAGCCCUCAAUUCAUCAUACAAACACAUUCCAUUCUAUAGAUUAAUUCUUAGCUUUUAUAUUUUUGUUCUUGGUAUUUUCUUCAAGUUCUUGAGGAGGGAAGUUCAUCUUCCGAAAUCAUUGGUGUUUAGCCCGAUCAUCCUACCAGAUCUUAGUUCAGAUCUGAAAUCUACCGUGGUUGGCCUAGUGGAGGCGUCGGAGUUCAAGCAGAUGAGGCACACUGGCGUUGGAUGAGGCGGCCAUAUCGUCGGAUGUGGCAGUGACAACGCCGAAGAUGGCGGCGGCCGGCGGUUGUUGGUGGCGGCUAGGGUGGAUGAGGUCAGAGAUUGGGAGGGUUGUGGCGCCUGUGGUGGCAGCGGCACUAACGCCGACGGUUCUGGUGGUGGUGGCAGCGGCGGUGGA